Molecule: messenger RNA, 4028 nt
Organism: Manis pentadactyla (Chinese pangolin)
Lineage: Eukaryota; Metazoa; Chordata; Mammalia; Pholidota; Manidae
Product: serotransferrin-like
Biological process (GO): iron ion transport; antibacterial humoral response
Cellular component (GO): recycling endosome; plasma membrane; extracellular region
Source: RefSeq, a predicted model, not a curated record
UGCAGACUCGGCAGGAUGAGGCUCGCCGUCCGCGCCCUGCUGGCCUGCGCAGUCCUGGGGCUGAGUCUGGCUGUGCCCGAGCAAACUGUGAGAUGGUGCACUGUCUCAACUCAGGAGGCCAGUAAGUGCUCCAGUUUCAGUGAAAGUAUGAAAAGCAUCUUUCCUAAGGCUUUUAUCACCUGUGUGAAGAAAACCUCCAUCCAGGAGUGCAUCAAGGCCAUUGCGGCAAAUGAAGCAGAUGCUGCGACACUGGAUGCAGGCUGGGUGUACGAGGCGGGCCGGAGCCCUAACAACCUGAAGCCUGUAGUAUCAGAGUUCUACAAGGACAAAGACGAUAGAAUUCAAACCCGUUAUUAUGCUGUGGCUGUGGUGAAGAAGGACAGCAACUUCAUGCUGAACCAGCUCCGAGGCAAGAAGUCCUGCCACACAGGCUAUAGCAGGUCUGCUGGGUGGAACAUCCCCAUUGGCACACUGUACUGGGACUUGCCUGAGCCGCGUGAACCUCUUCAGAAAGCAGUGGCCAAUUUCUUCACAAGCAGCUGUGUCCCUUGUACGGAUCGGACGGCCUUCCCCAAACUGUGUCAACUCUGUGUGGGGAAAGGGACAGACAAGUGUGCCUGCUCCAACCAUGAACCGUACUUCGGCUACUCGGGUGCCUUCAAGUGUCUGAUGGAUGAUGCUGGGGAAGUGGCCUUUGUCAAGCACUCGACAGUACUGGAGAACCUGCCACAGGAGGCUGACAGGAGAAAGUAUGAGCUGCUUUGCAAGGACAAUACACGGAAACCAGUGGAUGACUAUGAGGACUGUCACCUGGCCAGUGUCCCUGCCCAUGCCGUUGUGGCCCGAAGCAUGGGUGGCAAAGAGGACUUGAUCUGGGAGCUUCUCAACACAGCUCAAGAACAUUACGGCAAAGACAAAUCCACAGUCUUCCAGCUCUUCAGCUCCCCUCAUGGGAAGGACCUGCUCUUUAAGGACUCUGCCCAUGGAUUUUUAAGGAUUCCCCCCAAAAUGGACACCUCACUGUACUUGGGAUAUGAGUAUGUCACUGCUGUUCGGAAUCUAAGGGAUGAUAACCGCCCAGAUCCAGAGUGCAAGAAGGUGAAGUGGUGUGCGAUAGGCCACCAGGAGAGGACCAAGUGCGACGAGUGGAGCGUAAACAGUGAUGGGAAAAUAGAGUGUGAAUCAGCAGAGACCACGGAAGACUGCAUCGCCAAGAUCACGAAAGGAGAAGCUGAUGCCAUGAGCUUGGAUGGAGGCUUUGUCUAUAUAGCGGGCAAGUGUGGUCUGGUGCCUGUCCUGGCAGAGAACUACGAGAAAAGUGACUCUAACUGUGUGGACACACCAGAGGAAGGGUAUUUUGCUGUGGCUGUGGUUAAGUCAUCAGAUCCUGGCCUCACCUGGGACACUCUGAAAGACAAGAAGUCUUGCCACACUGCAGUAGACAGAACUGCAGGCUGGAACAUUCCCAUGGGCCUACUGUACAACAAGAUCAACCACUGUGAAUUUGAUAAGUUUUUCAGUGCAAGCUGUGCCCCUGGGUCCAUGACAAAUUCCAGUCUCUGUGCUUUGUGUAUUGGCUCGGCAAGUUCCCCGGGAAAGGAGUGUGUUCCCAACAACCAUGAGAGGUACUACGGCUACACAGGGGCUUUCAGGUGUCUGGUUGAGAAGGGGGAUGUGGCUUUUGUGAAACACCAGACUGUCCCACAGAACACUGAUGGAAAUAACCCUGAACCGUGGGCUAAGGAUCUGAAGCAGGGGAAUUUUAAGCUGCUGUGUCUCGAUGGCACCCAGAAGGAUGUGGAUCAGUAUAAAACCUGCAACCUAGCCCAGGCCCCGAACCAUGCUGUGGUCUCACGGAAAGAUAAGGCACAGUGUGUUCACGACUUGUUAAUUGGCCAGCAGACUUUGUAUGGAACACGUGGAAGUGACUGCCCGGGCAAGUUUUGUUUGUUCAAGUCAGACACCAAGGACAGUCUGUUCAGGGAUGACACACAAUGUUUGGCCAAACUUCGGGACAAAACAACGUACGAAUCCUACUUAGGAGAAAAGUAUGUUACGGCUCUUGCUAACCUGAGACAAUGCUCAACCUCGGGUGAGGAGGAAAUACAACGUAGGAACUACCACUCCCGUGAUGCUCCGCUUCGGACGCUUGCGCAGAGCCCAGGGCCACGUCGCUUUUGCGGCGCCGGACCACGCAUCUCGGCCAUGGCGUCCACGGACACCCGGCGGAUGGGCAAUGGCGGUAGUGUCGGAGGGGCCUUCCAGCCUUACCUAGACUCCUUGCGGCAGGAGCUGCAGCAGGGGGACCCGACGCUACUGUCAGUAGCGGUGGCGCUCCUCGUGGUGCUGCUGACGCUGGUGUUCUGGAAGUUCAUCCGGACCAGAAGGAGCAGUCAAAGAGCUGUUCUUCUUGUUGGCCUCUGUGACUCUGGGAAAACAUUGCUCUUUGUCAGGUUGUUAACAGGCCUUUACAGAGACACUCAGACUUCUAUUACUGACAGCUCUGCUAUGUACAGAGUCAACAAUACCAGGGGCACUAGCCUGACCUUGAUUGACCUCCCUGGCCAUGAGAGCUUGAGACUUCAGUUCUUAGAGCGGUUUAAGGCUUCAGCCAGGGCUGUCGUGUUUGUUGUGGACAGUGCAGCCUUCCAGCGAGAGGUGAAAGAUGUGGCUGAGUUUCUGUAUCAAGUCCUCAUUGACAGUAUGGGUCUGAAAAAUGCACCAUCAUUCUUAAUUGCCUGCAAUAAGCAAGACAGUGCAAUGGCAAAGUCAGCAAAAUUAAUUCAGCAGCAGCUUGAGAAAGAACUCAACACUUUACGAGUCACUCGUUCUGCUGCCCCCAGCACACUGGACAGUUCCAGCACUGUACCUGCUCAGCUGGGAAAGAAGGGCAAAGAAUUUGAAUUCUCACAUUUGCCUCUCAAGGUGGAGUUCCUGGAGUGUAGCGCCAAGGGUGGAAGAGGGGACGGUAGCUCUGCUGACAUCCAGGACUUGGAGAAGUGGCUGGCUAAACUUGCCUGAGGUGCAGAUCCAAAUCACAAGACAUGACUGUGUAUGUGUGUGACUGACAGUUUUGGAAAAGGGUAUGGUAGCCUGGAGUUGAUAAGAAGGGGUACAAAAUAUAGUUAGAAACAUUUCCUUAUUCUGGAAACAAAUUAUUGUUGAAACCAGCUUGUAAUUUUAUUUUUUUAAGUUCAGUUCUCUUACUGAUUUCAAACUAGUGGCUUUUAUUUGACUUGUGUGUCUUCCCUUUGUUAGAGUAUAUGUAACUUCCUUUAGUGUAUAGUGUAUGCUUGCUGUGGGGUCCAAGUCUUUGUGACCAUAACUAGAGAGGAUGUUACCAUGAGAUCAUGAUUACCUGACAAGUUUUCGAAUCCUCUGCUGUGCUUUGGUCCUUUUUUUCUAGGGACAAAGCUGUGUGUGUGUGGAACCAGCUGAUUUCCAAUUGCCCUUGAUUGUGGGCAGUAUGUCAUCUACUCUGAGUUCUCAGAUCUGUAGGUACAAUUGCAAUAUGGUCUCCCGACAUGUGGAGACAGGUACAAAACAGCAAGGCUGUGUUCACUAUGGCUCUGUUGUCCAUUAGCUCAGUGACUUAUUCACACUCCAGCCUUAAAGCACUUAGGCUUCAAAAACAUGUCAUGAAUGCUUGGAGUCAUUCCCAGAUGACAGAACUAUAAAUGCUAAAUCCCCAAAUGCCAAGGGUCUCAUGUAUUAAGUGGUUUCCCCUAACUGGGCAGUACGUGGAGAUUUAGAAGCUGUUCUGGUUUUCCUGUAUGGCUGAGGGCUUCUGGACUGUCUUCAUGUGCUUGUUGAUCAGCUCCUGUUUUGUACACUUAGAAUGUGGUGGAACAAAUACAAAAUGAAAAAAGUUCUCUAGAUUUUUUAAGUGCAUAUUCACUGAUGGUUAAAAGCAAAAGCCUUCUCAAAGUGUUGUUCUUUGCUAUGUUCUCAAAUGUAUGGCUUUUUUAUGGCUUUUAUAAAUUAUUAAUACAUUUCUUGGUAAAUAAAAUGUGUUUGGCUCAAAGCAA